Molecule: messenger RNA, 919 nt
Organism: Astyanax mexicanus (Mexican tetra)
Lineage: Eukaryota; Metazoa; Chordata; Actinopteri; Characiformes; Acestrorhamphidae
Product: signal peptidase complex catalytic subunit SEC11A
Exons: 6
Coding region: 149-688 (179 amino acids)
Cellular component (GO): signal peptidase complex; membrane
Molecular function (GO): serine-type endopeptidase activity
Source: RefSeq, a predicted model, not a curated record
UCUAAAUCAGCCUUUCCUGAAUCACAGGAAGUUCCUCUGUAUCAGCCCGUGUUAAAUUCUGUUUAUUUAUCCUCCUGCUCCGCUGUGAGGAGUGUAGAGAGAGAGUUUAAGCUCAGUGUGAUUAUAAUCAGAGGAUCUCCGCGGUAAAAUGCUCUCUCUGGACUUUCUGGACGAUGUUCGGCGGAUGAAUAAGCGGCAGCUCUAUUAUCAGGUGCUGAACUUCGGGAUGAUCGUUUCUUCAGCUCUGAUGAUCUGGAAGGGGUUAAUGGUGGUCACUGGGAGUGAAAGUCCCAUUGUAGUGGUUCUCAGUGGGAGCAUGGAGCCUGCAUUUCACAGAGGUGACCUCCUCUUCCUUACCAACCGUGUGGAAGAUCCAAUAAGAGUGGGAGAAAUUGUGGUGUUCAGGAUUGAAGGAAGAGAGAUCCCCAUUGUGCAUAGAGUGCUAAAAAUCCACGAGAAAGAAAAUGGAGAUAUCAAGUUCCUGACGAAAGGUGAUAAUAACUCUGUGGAUGACCGAGGCCUGUACAAGCGGGGGCAGCACUGGCUGGAGAAGAAAGAUGUGGUGGGCAGAGCCAGAGGGUUUGUGCCUUACAUAGGAAUUGUUACAAUUCUAAUGAACGACUAUCCUAAAUUUAAGUAUGCUGUACUAUGUAUGCUGGGACUUUUUGUAUUGGUACAUAGAGAGUGAAACUCCAUCAAAUCUGGAAUGAAGAGGAAAAACGGUGUGGAAACCCUGCUGUGGGCCAGUUUUUGUAGUGUGUUAAAUAUGCUUGUUAAGAUCAUGCUCAUGCUAAAGCUGGUCGUGGCUAUUUUUUAUUCUGUCAAAGUCAGUUGUCCAGCGAGGGGUGAAAUCUAAAAAACUUGUAACAUUUGUUUUUAAUAAUCUUGCCAUGCCAUACCAAACCCAUGUUCAUGUUUA